This is a messenger RNA of Dreissena polymorpha, 1606 nucleotides long. RefSeq lists its product as uncharacterized. NCBI's taxonomy places the organism in Eukaryota, Metazoa, Mollusca, Bivalvia, Myida, Dreissenidae. Bases 400 to 1155 code for a protein of 251 amino acids. The record is from RefSeq and is a predicted model, not a curated record. The transcript is spliced from 7 exons. Gene Ontology annotation, biological process: nucleobase-containing compound metabolic process. Gene Ontology annotation, molecular function: nucleic acid binding; 3'-5' exonuclease activity.
UGCGCUGUUUGCUUAAAGGAAUUUCUGUAAGAAAUAUUCUAAAUAUAUAAAUAAAUAGACUAGACAUCCCUGAUUUUGGAAAUAAAUUGAUCCAAUUUAGAAGGAUGGGAGAGUCCACUAGGCAUAAAUGGGUUAAAUAUGUCAAUGAAAAACGAAGCCCCACAGUUAAUCAAUCUCAUUGAAAUAUCCACAAUCAAUAGAAAUAUACAACCAUAUAUAGACGCGUUAAUGGCACAAUCCGGUACCGUAUAAAUAAAUAAUCGACAUAAACUGGUUAACAUAAUGUAUCUUCGCUGCUUACCACGUUACCGGUAUUUACAUUAAGGGAUGGGCAUUUAUCACGAAAACCAGUGGAUAUAUAGCUCAUGUAGCUAGCGAUAUUGUUAUGUCAGAGUCGGAAUGGCUCGCAUAAAAUACCUAAAGACGGAAGAGACGGCCGCGAAGGCGGUGAACCACAUCCUGAUAAGUGAGCAGCCUCUGAUAGGGGUCAAAUGUCUAGGGAGUUGCGUGGGGGAGAAAGGAGGCCGCAUAACGUUAGUGGUGGUGGGAUGCUGGGACGGCAAUGUGUACAUAUUCGACACCCAGAAGUGUCCCAACAUUAUGUACGCGGGUCAGCUCCUCCGGCUGCUACAGUCAGCAGAAGUGUUGAAGGUAUUCGCUAAUUGUGAUUCAGACCACACCACUUUGUCACAGCAGUUUGCAGUGAGCAUCCAGCAUUUCUACGACGCUCAGAUCGCCCAUGCAAUCAUCAUGGAAAGAAGUGGACUUCCGGCGCGCAGACUGACACUGGAACAACUGUGCGAGACGUACAAGCAGACAAUACCAUCCUCUAAUUCAAACCUUCAGCGUCUUCUCCACGAGGACAUGAACUUCUGGGCGCGCCGUCCGGUAUCACGUGACAUGCUAGAGCUUGCCGCUGCCCAUGUCCGGCCUCUGGUUCCCGGCAUAUUCGUCGCUACAGAUAGGUCAAUGCCGACGGACAGUGACCAGUGGUUUACGCAUCAGUGUGAGGAGAACCGUCGGCGCCGGCUACCGUUGUACGCGCCGCCGGUAAACGUCCACCAAGCCAUUAAACAUUGUUGCACAUGCCGGAACUGCGAUAAAACACGUGGACAGUUGAUGGGACUGUAUAGCAGCAACAACCCCGAUGUAUGAAGCGGAGUUUUAGUUUUAACGAAUUCCAAAACUCUCAUAGAUAUCAAAAUUAAUUUUUGAAAAAGUACAAUGACUACCCACUGAUUACAUUCUAUUUCCUAACAUUAAUACUUGUAUCAGGCGUAUUUUAUUACGACACGUAGCACAUUCAAUUAAGAUUCGUGCACAACUGUUGCUCGAUGUUCUUUUUCUAUUUCUAAAAUACACAAAGAGAACUGAAUUUUUUUAUUCCAUGACGGCAAUAUAUCAAAUUGUAAGUUAUUUGCGUGCUUUCUCCAUUAGCAAAAUUGAUAACGUUGAAGAACAUUGUUUUAAGCUCCUUAAUUAAGGUUGUUGUAUGAAAUGUAAAAGAAUCAAUACUUAAACUAGUGACUUUGUCUCAUUAAAUAAAUUGGUAAGAUCUUUUACAUGCUUGCAAUGGAUAUUUUCAUAUUAAAAAGUAAAAAAAUUA